Molecule: messenger RNA, 357 nt
Organism: Cooperia oncophora
Lineage: Eukaryota; Metazoa; Nematoda; Chromadorea; Rhabditida; Trichostrongylidae
Source: the annotation of a GenBank genome assembly
AUGUCUAGUCAUUUGGGUCAGCGAAACUUCGACGAACUUCCGGCCUCUGUCGGUCAUUCGGUGUUCUUCUGUCGAGCUUUAAAAGAUCUCACUUUGGCUAUAGAGAAAGAAGAAAUUGUUAGGAAGGUGACGAAAAGCGGCACGGCUCCGUUGCUGGUUCGUUCAACGCGCUAUGAGUAUAAACCGAGUGCGGUGACAGUGUAUAAAGCAAAUUCAGAGCUGACUGAGCCGCUAGCCCUCAAUUUCCAUGAAGCUCCUCGUCGCGCACCGUCAGUGAAUUCUUUGAGCGGUUUCAGUAGUGAAAGUGGUGCAUCAACUGCAACGCAGGUUUGUAAUGACGUUUUGCAACUCCUUUAG